Molecule: messenger RNA, 264 nt
Organism: Knipowitschia caucasica
Lineage: Eukaryota; Metazoa; Chordata; Actinopteri; Gobiiformes; Gobiidae
Source: the annotation of a GenBank genome assembly
AUGGUCAGCUUUGAUGAGAUCCUGCAGGAGGUGGGACCCUUCGGCCGCUGCCAGAAGCGAGUCUUUCUCCUGCUCUGCCCGGUGUCUCUGCCCAUGGCCUGGAUCUACGUGGGCAUCGUCUUCCAGGGCUUCACUCCGGAGCACUGGUGCCGUCAGCCCGUGGCGCAGGAGCAGAGGCUGGCCUGUGGAUGGUCUCUGGAGGAGAGCGUGAGCAGGACCGUCCCCAAGAGCUCCAGGCCAGCUCUUGUCUGCAGUGCGAGCUGA